AUGGGAUCGCUGGGCGGUCUCUCUCCGGGCGGCAGCAUUGCGAUCGGUGUCCUCGUCGGCCUGGUAUCUACGAGCGUCCAGUCCCUCGGGCUCACCCUGCAGCGCAAAUCGCACAUCCUCGAGGACGAGAAGGGCCCGCACGAUGUCCGCCGCCCACCCCACCGCAGGCGCCGCUGGCAGCUGGGCAUGGGCAUGUUCGUCAUAGCCAACAUACUCGGCAGCACCGUGCAGAUAUCGACCCUGCCCCUGCCCGUCCUGUCGACCCUGCAGGCGGCCGGCCUGGUCUUCAACUCGCUCUGCGCCACCCUGAUCCUCAGCGAGCCCUUCACGCGAUGGAGCCUCUGGGGCACGCUGCUCGUCAGCGGCGGCGCCGUGCUGAUAGGCAUCUUUGGCGCCAUCCCCUCGCCCGCCCACAGCCUGCGCGAGCUGUUGGACCUCAUGGGCCGCUGGCAGUUCAUUCUCUGGAUGGUCCUGCAGGCCGUGCUUGUCAUUGGAGUCGCCAUCGUCACGGAACUGGUCAGCCGUUUCAGCAACCUGACGCAGAACGCCCGGUUCCGCUUCAUCCGGGGGUUGGCGUACGGAUUCAUAAGCGGCGUCCUGUCUGCCCACUCCCUGCUGUUCGCCAAGUCGGCCGUGGAGCUGGUCCUGAGGACCAUCGCCGACAAGGACAACCAGUUCGUCCACUGGCAGUCGUGGAUGAUAGUGCUGGGCCUGGUCACUCUGGCUCUCAGCCAGCUGUACUACCUCCACAGGGGUUUAAAGCUUGUAUCAACUUCAGUCCUGUAUCCCCUUGUUUUCUGCAUUUACAACAUCAUUGCGAUCUUGGAUGGACUCAUAUAUUUCAACCAAACCAAUUUAAUAUCCGCCUUACACGGCGGUCUCAUUGCGCUUGGUACCGUCAUCCUGCUCUCGGGCGUUUUGGCCUUGUCGUGGCGCCUGAGUGAUGAGCAGCACCCGCCGGCCGUCGGGCAGUCAAGCCUCACGCCGGGACUCGGAUUGGUGGAGGACACGGAAGGCGAGGAAGAAUCGCUCAUCGAUUCCGACACCAUCUCAGACGACGAGGCCGCCGUGCCACCAACAUACAACACUUUUGCUCCCGAAUCCCCGGAAACAACGCCCUUGGCUCCUGGCCGAAAGCCUUCGAAACGCUGGCACGAGCGGGCCGAGAUAUGGGACGAGCUUGAGGACCAGGAGAUGCCGAGUCCGACGAUGAAUCCCCGCCGGUCUCUUACCCUCCCGGCCGGUGCAAGUGAGACGACCGCACUACUGAGCGGGUCUCGGAGGCAUCCCUCCAACACCUCGGUCGGCUCCGUCUCCACCGCAGGCCCAUCAUCCGCGAACGAGACAUCCCAGAGGAGAUCGUUCCGGCGGAGAAGGAAGUCUACUGGGUUCCCCGGGUUCCAGGCCAGAAAGCAGCCGGGCCGCCGCAGAAGCACUAGCGGUGAAGAUGCCACGGGCGGCAUCUGGAAGAUGAGGUGGUUCAAAGGCCGGGAACGCGGCGAUAGUACCAGCGCCAUCGAGGGCUCCACACCCAGGGGGACUCGGAAUUGGAGCUGGGGCCGCCUCCCAAGGUUCAGGGAUGAAGAGGAGGGUGGUGCGCGGCCGGGAGAGAGCGACCGGCAAACGACGGGCAGAGAUACGGACCCCGAGUCCCGGGGCGGAGCGCCGGCGGGUGAACCAAGACGAGGCGACGAUGCCGUAUAG
Messenger RNA from Neoarthrinium moseri, 1704 nucleotides. RefSeq lists its product as uncharacterized. NCBI's taxonomy places the organism in Eukaryota, Fungi, Ascomycota, Sordariomycetes, Amphisphaeriales, Apiosporaceae. The record is from RefSeq and is a predicted model, not a curated record. Gene Ontology annotation, cellular component: membrane. Gene Ontology annotation, biological process: magnesium ion transport. The coding region runs from base 1 to 1704 and encodes 567 amino acids. Gene Ontology annotation, molecular function: magnesium ion transmembrane transporter activity. The transcript is spliced from 2 exons.